CGCCGAGGGCUCCGGUUUCCUAGCAACGCGCGUUCAGCGCUACGCCGUUACUCUCGCGAGCGAGGGGUCACAUGAGCCAAGGAGGCGGGUGACGUCACCUCCGCGCGCCAUCCCCGAAAGCCCUGCGAUCUCUAUGGUUGGCCUGGUCGUGCCGCCCGGAGAAACCACUUCCGGCUCGGGCCUGGCGGUUUGGAAAACCGUUGUUUGCUGGGAGGGCGUGCUCGUGUGAGUUCUCGCGCUGGCGGUUGUCAUGGCAGCGGCCGCGGGGUCCGGAGGGGCUGAUACGGCUGCCGCCGGCUCCGCUGCCGACGAAAGCGGCGGGGACCGAGGGAGCCCCCCCGGCGCGGACCCACGGCACCUGGGGCCGGGGGGGCGAGAGGAAGAGGAGGAGCCGGGGCAAGACAGUGCGGGAGGCCCGGCCAGCCAAAGCCGUCCUCCCUCGUCGCCGUCCCCCCGCGAGGCCGAAGUCACCGUGGAGAUCGGCGAGACCUACCUGUGCCGGCGCGGGGACGGGACGUGGCACUCUGCAGAAGUGAUCCAGUCUCGAAUCAAUGAGCAAGAAGCCAGGGAGGAGUUUUACGUGCACUAUGUUGGAUUCAAUCGGCGCCUGGACGAAUGGGUGGAUAAGAAUCGCCUGGCCCUCACCAAGACAGUCAAAGAUGCGGUACAGAAGAACACUGACCAGUACAUGAAUGAGCUGUCUGAGCAGCCAGAGCGCAAGAUCACCCGCAACCAGAAGCGCAAACACGAUGAGAUCAAUCAUGUGCAGAAGACUUACGCUGAGAUGGAUCCCACCACAGCAGCUUUGGAGAAGGAGCAUGAAGCAAUUACCAAGGUGAAAUAUGUGGACAAGAUCCAUAUUGGCAACUAUGAGAUCGAUGCUUGGUAUUUCUCGCCAUUUCCAGAGGAUUAUGGGAAGCAGCCUAAGCUGUGGAUCUGCGAAUACUGCCUCAAGUACAUGAAAUUUGAGAAGACCUACCGGUACCAUCUUGGCCAAUGCCAGUGGAGGCAACCACCAGGCAAAGAAAUCUAUCGCAAGAACAACAUCUCGGUGUAUGAGGUGGAUGGCAAAGAUCACAAGAUUUACUGCCAGAACCUGUGUCUCUUAGCAAAGCUCUUCCUGGACCACAAGACCCUCUACUUUGAUGUGGAGCCCUUCGUCUUCUACAUCCUCACUGAGGUUGACAGGCAAGGAGCCCAUAUCGUCGGCUACUUCUCUAAGGAGAAGGAGUCACCAGAUGGUAACAAUGUUGCCUGCAUACUAACCUUGCCCCCUUACCAGAGACGAGGCUAUGGGAAAUUCCUCAUUGCUUUCAGUUAUGAGCUCUCCAAGUUGGAAAGCACAGUGGGUUCCCCCGAGAAGCCCCUCUCGGACCUCGGCAAGCUGAGCUAUCGGAGCUAUUGGUCAUGGGUGCUGCUGGAGAUCCUCCGGGACUUCCGGGGCACCCUCUCUAUCAAAGAUCUCAGCCAGAUGACGAGUAUCACACAAAAUGACAUCAUCAGUACCCUGCAAUCGCUGAACAUGGUGAAAUAUUGGAAGGGCCAGCAUGUCAUCUGCGUCACCCCCAAGCUGGUUGAGGAACACCUCAAGAGUGCCCAGUAUAAGAAGCCUCCCAUCACAGUGGAUUCCCUCUGUCUGAGAUGGGCACCUCCCAAACACAAACAAGCCAAGAUUUCCAAGAAGUGAGAGAGAAACAGAUCUGAGGAACAGACUUCACGUCCACCCUUCCUUUUAAGCAGUCAUCUAAGGCGAAGCGUUCGUGUUGGUCUUGCAUCGAUCAGACGGGUUGCAGACAAAUGGGAAAGGAGGAGUGUUCCACUGAAGCAGCACCUCUGCUCCAGCUGCUAUGGUUCAUUAGUAUGAAGACUGACAACCAGCCCCAUUUUCUGUCCCUUUGUUCCUUCUUGCCAAUCUGCUAGUCUUUCUGCUGUGUGGAAGAGUUGGCGUCCUGUCCCCCCAACUCUGUGCCCUUGUGUCAGGGAAAAGGAAUGCACCUUUCUCACCUCUUUUGGUAUUGGCCUAGAGCUGUUGUACACAAGAAAUGUUGAGCUCCACUUGCUUUCAGCAACAGACAGGUCACGUAGCAUGAAAUGUUAGCCGUAGAGUGAGACAAGCAAUCAACGAACACGCAGGAAGGGUGUUUAGGAAGCAGUUUGUCAGUAAAGGCAAGGUGUGGGCAACAGGAGUAUUUUGUAAGGAUUAUAAGCUUCCAGUUGCUAUUGCCUGAUAGGCUGCCUAUCUUUUCUCAGUAGGUUGAGAGCCUGGUGGCUUUUUCUCUAGAGGCGCACAGGUUUGUAUCUAGGUGAAGCUGUUGCAUCCCUCUGAGCAGCAGGGUAGCAAGAGUUCUGGCUACCUUGAAGUUGUAUGGGUUCUGUAUGCUUCUAGUUCUGCUAGGGAGGUUUCUGGAGCCUUUCCACUGGCUCAUGCCUACUAACGGUUUUGGGAAAGACUGCGAAUGCUUUCACUUUACACUUCCUUUCUCCACAGUCCAAGUUUGGCCAAAGUGUCAACACGGAGGGAACAUUUGUUAGAACUGUACAGUGCAGCAUUCUAUGCCAGCAAGCAAGAGGUGUGAGCUGCUCCACAGGUGUGAGCACUAAGCCUUAGUUGAGAAGAGUGGUUUUUCCUCAGCAAAUACAGCAGCUUUGAAACUUAGUCAGUCAUGCCUGUAUUUGAAACUCUCCUCCCACAGUGUUACCUGUAGAGUUGUAGCUAAAGAGGUCUGGACUUUUCAGUUGUGGGGUUUUUUUCGUUUUUGUUUUUUGCAGAGACUAUACAUAAUAGUAGGUGGUCCGAUAUGCAAAGAACAAACUUAUAGGUGGGUAGGUGGGGGAAUGUGGACUGAACUCUUGAAGACGGGUAUUGUAACCUAAGUUUUUCUUCUGGAUGGCAGUCUUUGGACAACCUCUAGAUUAGGGGGAAUGCUCUGUCAGUGGGCUGUUGUGUUCUCCCCCACCCCCGUGACAAUUUGCCUUUCUAUGUUAUGCACUGCAUUUGCUAGUAAUGAACAAGAGUUUUAUCAAAAGCUCCUUGGAAAGAUUACAGUAGAAAUGUCAGUGCUGAAGACAGAGGCUGUUUCUGUGGAAAUGUCUGCAUGCUUGUGGUUUCAGUGCGGAUAGACGAUGACAUUCUGGAUGGCCUAUAUUGGAUAUGCUGGGAAGAAACAUCCACAGAGUGAUCCUACUGCAGAUAUUAGGCUUGUGCUUCAUGUAUGCAGUGUGCUUUCUAUUACUUUAAGAAAUAUUUAAAUUUUUUAAAAAUGCAAAACUA
This is a messenger RNA of Hemicordylus capensis (graceful crag lizard), 3271 nucleotides long. RefSeq names its product lysine acetyltransferase 8 (gene KAT8). Bases 251 to 1687 code for a protein of 478 amino acids. The record is from RefSeq and is a predicted model, not a curated record. The transcript has 11 exons. Gene Ontology annotation, biological process: regulation of DNA-templated transcription. Lineage: Eukaryota; Metazoa; Chordata; Lepidosauria; Squamata; Cordylidae. Gene Ontology annotation, molecular function: histone acetyltransferase activity.